Messenger RNA from Manduca sexta (tobacco hornworm), 905 nucleotides. RefSeq lists its product as uncharacterized. Lineage: Eukaryota; Metazoa; Arthropoda; Insecta; Lepidoptera; Sphingidae. The transcript has 2 exons. The coding region runs from base 55 to 891 and encodes 278 amino acids. The record is from RefSeq and is a predicted model, not a curated record.
GUAAAAUACUCGUAAAAUGUUUAGUAUUCUGUUAAUGAUUAUGGAGCGAUAGAAAUGUUUCAGUUAUUGCACUCGACGCUCAUAUUUAUUUUCUUCUUGGACUUUUGCAACACCAAAAGCAUAUUCGACUUCGACGCAGAUGACAUACUGAAAUCAAUGAUCGGCGAAAUUUCUCGACUGCCACAUAGAAUCGCAUUUCCAGAUAUCAAAGGCUUGUUAUACCCAAAGAAAGAUAAAAAAACACCAAAAUAUGUUAUGAAGACCAAUCCAACGACUACAAAAAUGAUUGUACAAGCAACUGUGCACCCUUCGCCGCGAAAGGUGCCAGAAAUAACAAUAAGGGACAUAAACAUUAGAAAAAUGAAUAUGAAUUUAGCUCGAUUGUUCAGCAAACAUACUUCGUUACCAGACUUCGCGAACGGAGCCGACGAUCCAUCACACGAGACGCGUAGAUUCGAUGCCAUUCGAGCAAAAAUGGAAACUUACGAACCAACCGAUUUUUUGCGUCAAGAAUACUUUUACAACGAGAACGGAACGAAGAUUCUAAUGGAGAAAAACAAAACUAUAGAGUUAAUGGCACAUUAUGUUUACGAGACGAGGUACAAGCUUCCCUACUCCCAGCUCAUGAGGGAGAAAUACAAAGAUGAUGUGAGGUACAAACUCGGGUACUGUUUCUCUUUACUUCGGCAGUUGAAGCAGCAGCAACGGCUAAUUUAUUCGACGUUGAUGAACCAUUAUUUGAAGACCGUGACCUUGCACUUCCACAUGAAGAUGUAUGAGAAGGUGGUGCGGCUGGAUGUCGAUGUACGCGAUCUGAUACAGUAUAUAAAAGAUCUUGAAAGACAUAGAAGACUUAUGGUCGAUCCGACUUAUUAUGACGAUAACAAAUAAUUAACUGAUUUUUA